Molecule: messenger RNA, 942 nt
Organism: Dentiscutata erythropus
Lineage: Eukaryota; Fungi; Glomeromycota; Glomeromycetes; Diversisporales; Gigasporaceae
Source: the annotation of a GenBank genome assembly
AUGUCUUCUUACGUUUAUAGAACACCUUACACUCGCACCCCACGUCACGUACGUGAGGCUAGUAAUCAUAGUCUGCGUAACCGUAAUAAUGGGGAAGGAUCUUCCUCUAAUAGUAAGUCGAGUUCUUCACAUAGAUCAACUUCGACCAGAGGGCAAGGUUCGCAUUCUAGUUCAAACAAUAUGGCAAACUCAAGCAGUCGUGCAGAAAACAACAAGUCACAAAAUAACGCCGGCAUUUGCAGAUUCUUCCUUCAAAGUCGCUAUUGUAUAAAAGAAUGGCGCAAAACGGAUAAUCUUUCUACGCCUUUUCAGACAACCGACACAACUAAAACUUGUCCUGUUUGCCGAAAGAACUCACCUUAUAUUGUACCUUCGCCUAGCUUUGCGAAAGCUGGACAAAAAAAGGAUCAAAUCAUUUUAUCAUACAAAGAGCGAAUGUCUCGGAUUCCUUGUAAAUAUUUUCAGGAGUCCAGGAAGUGCCCAUUUGCUGAUGAAUGUUUUUAUAAACACGCCAAUCCAGAUGGAUCUAGGUGUAGUUUAGGGCCUCCAAAGAAAAAAAAACCAAGAACAUGCUCUUUAGGAAAUUUCCGGUACUUGGAGGUAACCGGAGAGGGUAGUGGGUUUGAUUUCAGAACAAUCUCUGAAAUCCUUGGUGGACUUUCUAUCAAUCGCAGUAUCCACCACAUUUUUACAAGAGAUUGGGAUAAUUGGGAUGAUGAAAUGGAUUUUGAUGAAGGGCCUACUUGGGAUGAUGACUUCCCAUUCGAGGAUCAGAUUAACGAAAUCGUUUCAUUUGGACCGGAUAAUAAUGAUGUGGAUGAACCAGAGGUUGAAGAAGAUGAUAAUGGUGGUUGGGGAUCAGGGGAAUGGGGAAGCACCUGGGAUGACUUUGAACAAGACACAACAUUUUCGGGAAUACAUCAAGAAAGCUCAUGGUGGUGA